Molecule: messenger RNA, 1787 nt
Organism: Manis javanica (Malayan pangolin)
Lineage: Eukaryota; Metazoa; Chordata; Mammalia; Pholidota; Manidae
Gene: SSBP3
Product: single stranded DNA binding protein 3
Biological process (GO): positive regulation of transcription by RNA polymerase II
Cellular component (GO): nucleus
Molecular function (GO): protein binding; single-stranded DNA binding
Source: RefSeq, a predicted model, not a curated record
GGGAGCGCGGCGAGGAGAGCGCGAGCGAGUGAGCGCCGGGGAGGGGAUCGGGAGCGAGGGGGCAGCUCGGGAGCAGCCGGAGAGGUAGCGGCGGCGGCGGCGACGAGGUUCGGCGCCUUCUCUGCAAACCAUGUUUGCCAAAGGCAAAGGCUCGGCGGUGCCCUCGGACGGGCAGGCUCGGGAAAAGUUAGCUUUAUAUGUCUACGAAUAUUUACUGCACGUAGGAGCACAGAAAUCUGCACAGACCUUCUUGUCGGAGAUUCGAUGGGAAAAAAACAUCACGUUGGGAGAACCGCCUGGGUUUUUGCACUCGUGGUGGUGCGUAUUUUGGGACCUUUACUGUGCAGCUCCUGAAAGGCGAGACACUUGUGAACAUUCAAGUGAAGCAAAAGCCUUUCAUGAUUACAGCGCAGCAGCCGCCCCGAGCCCCGUGCUUGGCAACAUUCCCCCCAACGAUGGGAUGCCAGGAGGCCCCAUCCCACCGGGUUUCUUUCAGGGUCCUCCGGGGUCACAGCCCUCGCCGCACGCACAGCCUCCACCUCACAAUCCCAGCAGCAUGAUGGGACCCCACAGUCAGCCUUUUAUGUCACCACGAUAUGCAGGCGGCCCCAGGCCCCCAAUCAGAAUGGGAAACCAGCCUCCGGGAGGAGUUCCUGGGACACAGCCACUGCUGCCCAAUUCCAUGGAUCCCACCCGACAACAAGGACACCCCAACAUGGGAGGAUCAAUGCAGAGAAUGAACCCUCCCCGAGGCAUGGGGCCCAUGGGGCCCGGCCCACAGACUGACCCUUGGUUAUCGUUGCAGAAUUACGGCAGCGGCAUGAGACCACCACCCAGCUCCCUUGGCCCCGCUAUGCCCGGCAUUAACAUGGGCCCGGGAGCCGGCAGACCCUGGCCCAAUCCUAACAGUGCUAACUCAAUUCCGUACUCCUCCUCAUCACCUGGUACCUAUGUGGGACCCCCUGGUGGUGGCGGCCCCCCAGGAACACCCAUCAUGCCUAGCCCUGCAGAUUCAACAAAUUCCAGUGACAACAUCUACACAAUGAUUAAUCCGGUGCCGCCUGGAGGCAGCCGGUCCAACUUCCCGAUGGGUCCAGGCUCGGAUGGCCCCAUGGGAGGCAUGGGCGGCAUGGAGCCGCACCACAUGAACGGAUCAUUAGGGUCUGGUGACAUAGAUGGACUUCCAAAAAAUUCUCCUAACAACAUAAGUGGCAUUAGCAAUCCUCCAGGUACCCCUCGAGACGACGGGGAGCUAGGGGGGAACUUCCUCCACUCCUUCCAGAACGACAAUUAUUCUCCAAGCAUGACGAUGAGUGUGUGAUCCCCCUCCUCUUCUCCAAGACGCUGAGAGAGCCGGCAUUGCAGGCGGGAAGAUGCCAGAAAUUAUGCAAGAAGAAAUGAGGUGUCAUUACCCAGGAGCUGGGGGAGGGGCGUCUUCCCGUUCCCCCUCACCCCCACCCUCUCCCUCCAUUUCUCCCUGUCCCAAUUUUGGUUUCAUGCAAUAAAAAGGCCGAACUUUUUAUUCCAUAAAACAUGAAGGACAAAACUCAAAAUAAUAACUUUCAAGUCAACUACCAGAAAAAUCCCAUCCUUUGCCCUUUCUCAAAAGGACCUUUUAUGUACAUGACACUUUUUUGUUGUUUUUGUUUGGGGUUUUACCGUUGUUGGGAUUUUUUUAAUUUGUUUUCAGGGGGUAUUUUUUUGGGGAAAAAUUUUUAAAAAUGGAAGCUUCUAGCAAGCCCCCCUUACCCCACCCCAAUCAACCUCUUUGCUUUCUUCUUUAAAAA